GAUUGUGCACGGCGGCCUGGCGGCGGCGGCGAAAAAUGUCCCCAGGCUAGGUAUUCUGCUUGUCUCCAGUGCGGUCGGCCGCUUGGAGUCCCCGUCGCGGCGGGCUCAGGUGCCUUCUCCAGGAGGGGCGGCAGGGAGGGAGAAAUGGCCACAAGGUUGCUGCCAGCCCAUGUUCAGAAUGAUUUCAAGUGCUUCUCUCGUUCGGCCACUGUGCCUCAUCUUCCCGGGGGCACAGUGCUUCCUUCACAGAAGGAGUCUGUGACGUUCAGGGACGUUGCCGUGUUCUUCAGCCAGGACGAGUGGCUGCGCCUGGACUCUGCACAGAGAACCCUGUACCGGGAGGUGAUGCUGGAGAACUACGGCACCCUGGUCUCGCUGGGAAUUCUCUUUUCCAAACCAAAGGUUAUCUUCCAGUUACAGCAAGGGGAAGACCCCUGGAUGGUGGAAAAUGGAGUUUCUCAAGACCCACGUGUAGGUUGAAGACACUUGUCAUCUCUGCCUUCGGAACAUCACAAAUGUGCCCACCUCCCCCCACUGUGCCAGUGCACAUCCAUCCAGUCUCCUAAGUGAACUGCUCUGCAUCUGCCCUUGUUUCUCCUGACCCCCAAUUACAAUCCAUUUGUCACACAACCAUCGAGGUCCUUUUUAUUUAAAAAAAGAAAAAAAAAUUUUUAAUGUUUAUUUAUUUUUGAGAGA
Messenger RNA from Lynx canadensis (Canada lynx), 696 nucleotides. RefSeq names its product zinc finger protein 879. The record is from RefSeq and is a predicted model, not a curated record. The coding region runs from base 145 to 480 and encodes 111 amino acids. NCBI's taxonomy places the organism in Eukaryota, Metazoa, Chordata, Mammalia, Carnivora, Felidae. The transcript is spliced from 6 exons. Gene Ontology annotation, biological process: regulation of DNA-templated transcription.